UACUUGGCACAAGUCCCAUCCAGACUAUCCUUGUUUUUUUACUCAACAGUCCCGUGCCUGUGGCCACUGUCUCAUAUCCGUCACUUUUCACUGCCGCCUCGAGGACGUCCAACGCUACCCUGGCAAGCCUGGAUCGUCAUUCUCCUGCUGCCCGUGGAGGAAUCGCCUUGUCGCCCAGGCGAAUCUUAUUUGACGACGCCAAGUGACACAGUCCGGCGGUUCAGUUCCGCAAUCUCAGACCUUGUAGUCAAAGCACGACAUACAAAGUCCCGAAUGUCCUCGCCCACCUGCCUUCUCCACUGGCUUCCUCAUGAGAGGGCAUCAAUCUUCGUUCAGAGCUUCCGAACGCUUCUUUCUCCACAUCAAACCCAUAUCUGUUGACCUCGCAUCGUCACCUGUCUGCACUCACAACCACCACUACUGCUCGUCAGAUUUCCACAUAACACAUCAAGCGUCGCCUGCACAGAGCAUUCGUCGCUCACCAAGCAAAGCCGCCACCACCACCACAUUUCCCCUCCCACGCCUUUUCGAAACUAUUCAGCAUGUGUGAAUGGUACCGCCGCGAAUUCGGCUGUCGCCACUACCUCAUCGGCGCCGCAUCGUGGUGUCCCGACUACAGCCGCACCGGCCGCCGCUGUGAGGUCCGCGUUGGGCACAUCGACUACUCUGCCGGCGACUUGCGGGCCGCCGCCCCAUCUCCAUGGAGAGAUGACGACCACGUCAUGACGGAGUGGACAUGGACUGUCAAUAUCUAUCUGAAACUCUCCUCAUAG
Messenger RNA from Verticillium dahliae VdLs.17, 773 nucleotides. RefSeq lists its product as uncharacterized. The coding region runs from base 543 to 773 and encodes 76 amino acids. Lineage: Eukaryota; Fungi; Ascomycota; Sordariomycetes; Glomerellales; Plectosphaerellaceae. The transcript has 2 exons. The record is from RefSeq and is a predicted model, not a curated record.